Molecule: messenger RNA, 2776 nt
Organism: Fopius arisanus
Lineage: Eukaryota; Metazoa; Arthropoda; Insecta; Hymenoptera; Braconidae
Product: acyl-CoA synthetase short-chain family member 3, mitochondrial
Exons: 13
Coding region: 554-2611 (685 amino acids)
Cellular component (GO): mitochondrial matrix
Molecular function (GO): propionate-CoA ligase activity
Source: RefSeq, a predicted model, not a curated record
CAAGACAAUCGGUGACAAACUAGUCAACGGCUAGUCAAACCUACUCGAUUGUUCUCGAUCUCUUCACUCAAUGUUUCGAGUCUGUGGAUUCAGGUGCGCGAGGACAUGAAAAUUUCAAUUCUAAAGGAAAUAGUGGACACUUGUCGACAGGAAAAGUCGGAUAAUUGUUUCUACUAGCGGCCAGUGAAUAUCAAGAGUUCGACGAACCCGAGGGUUGUGUGUCGCUGUUUCUCUGGUGAAGGGACGAAAUCGAGUUACAAACGUGUCGAAGUAGUGUACAAGUACGACUAGUUUAGACAACCCUUCUGACAAAGUACGGCUAGAAAGUUUGAGAGAAAAAAUAGAGGAAGAAUGAAAAGUGCUGGGUGAUCAGUGACGUUUUCAGUGACAUUUUCUCCACGAGACAAAACAAUUUAUUUCUAGCUUCCAUCAAGAAACUCUGGCUUUGUGGAUUGGUUGGGACUUCAUUCAGUCUCUUCUCAGAAAUCCUCGACGGCUUUAUCGGCGCACCGGAUCCUGACGUCUUGUGGAGAUAUUAUUCUGAAGAUUCAGAAUGCUAUCGUCGGUGGAGGCAGAGUUUCACGAUGCCAAAGUAAAGGAGGAGCAGAACCACGUGGAGGCAUGUUUUGCAAAGUCAAGAAAGAAUCGAAUGGGCGAUGAUAGCGAUUUCAUACCAAAGAAAAAUCCAUAUCACAGCCAAGUGUACGAGGACACAUUCAAAAAAUCCGUGGAAUCUCCGGAGGAAUUCUGGAGUGAAAUAGCAGAAUGCGUAGAAUGGAACAAGCCUUGGGACAAAGUUCUCGACAAUUCGAAUCCACCCUUCACAAAGUGGUACGUGGGCGGUGAAAUAAAUGCCUGUCACAAUGCAGUCGAUCGCCACGUGAAAGCUGGAAAUGGAAAGAAAAUAGCCCUCAUACAUGACAGCCCGAUGACAUUGUCAGUGCGAAAAGUAACGUACGACGAACUCCUGGAGAAGACGUCGCGACUCGCCGGUGCUUUAGCUGAUAUGGGGGUGCGGAAAGGUGAUCGAGUGCUCAUUUACAUGCCACUAAUUCCUGAAGCUGUAAUUGCUGUACUUGGAACAGCUAGGCUCGGGGCGGUUCACUCCGUUGUCUUUGGUGGUUUCGCACCGAGGGAAUUGGCAACGAGAAUUGAUCAUGCCGAACCCAAAGUUAUUAUUGCAGCCAGUUGUGGAUUAGAGCCUAUGAAAGUUAUCAAGUACACAAAAAUGGUUGAGGAGGCAUUAGAAUUAAUUUCCGUGAAAAAACCAAAGUGCAUCGUGUACCAACGGACAGAUGUUUGGGAGGCGCCUUUAUCUAAUGGCCAGGAGGAUUUCGAGGAGUUGUUGAAUAGAUCUGAACCCCAUCCAUGUGUUCCCAUCGAGGCAAACCAGCCCCUCUAUCUUCUCUACACGUCCGGAACAACGGAUAAGCCGAAGGGAGUUCAGAGACCUGUUGGUGGACACAUCGCGACACUGUGCUGGACCAUGAAGAUUCUCUAUGGGAUGGAUAAAAAUUCCAUCUGGUGGGUGGCGUCGGAUCUCGGUUGGGUCGUUGGAUUGUCAUAUAUCUGCUAUGCUCCUCUGCUUUAUGGCAUCACGAGUGUCAUGUUUGAGGGCAAACCUGACAGAACACCUGAUGCUGGACAGUAUUUUAGGGUAAUUGAGGAUUAUGGAGUUAAUGCAUUAUUCACUGUACCCAGUGUAUUUAGGGUUCUUCGGAGGACAGAUCCAGACACAUUAUUGGGGAGAAAAUAUUCCACGAAAACUUUGAAGGUGGUUUUCGUGGCUGGUGAACACUGCGAUUACGAGUCGAAAAUUUGGGCGGAGAAGGUGUUCAAAGUGCCAAUUUUUAAUCACUGGUGGCAAACGGAGACAGGUCACGCUAUCACCGCUACUUGUCUAGGUCUCGGUCAGGCAGUAAAACCACCACAAUACACCACAGGAAUGCCUUUUCCCGGUUACGAUGUUCACAUUCUGAGGGAGGACGGGAGUACGGCAUCACCACGUGAACUCGGAAGAAUUGCCGUCAAACUACCACUACCUCCUGGGACUAUGUCGACGCUGUACAAAGCGCCUGACAGAUUCAAGGAUACUUAUUUCUCAAAAUAUCCGGGAUAUUACGAUACUAUGGAUGCGGGGUAUAUUGAUGAGUAUGGGUACGUGUAUGUUACCGCGAGAGACGACGAUGUUAUCAAUGUUGCGGGGCACAGGCUCUCGACAUCUGCCAUCGAGGACGUGGUUCUUGGACAUCCUGACGUGGUCGAUGCCGCUGUCGUCGGUGUUCCCGAGCACACCAAGGGAGAAAUCCCCUUGUGUCUUUACGUCAUGAAGAAUGAUCCGAGGAAAAAUGAAGAGGAGGUGACCCAGGAUCUGUUGAGGCAAGUACGGCAAUUAAUUGGACCCAUAGCGUCCUUUAAACUAGCUGCAGCUGUCAAAGGGCUUCCGCGAACUCGCUCUGGGAAAAUCAUUCGAAAAUCCAUCGCUGACUUGGCCCGAUCGAGAAUAGUAAAAAUGCCUAGUACGAUAGAAGAUCCUACUGUUUACAUCGACAUUAAGAGAGCCCUUCAGAAAUUGGGAUACGCCAAGUCCGGGCAAGUGUACGAUAAUUAAUUUAAACAAUAGCGUAAAUUACUAUAAUGGCAAUAAUGAAUAACCGUCUGUCUGUAUAAAAUGUAUUUUUAUUCCGCUGUUAUCCUGAGGCAUGUAACAACAGUACGAUUCACAAUGUUAAAGACAGAAAUUCACUUUUAAUAAAAUCAGUGUUUGUUCCUUUUC